AUGCACACCGUCCUCCGCCUCGUUCUCGCGAUCGCGUUCACGGUCCAGCUCGCCCUGGCCGCCAAGACAACAUACGUCAAGGGAGGCGAGACCGUCGUCGCCAGCUUGACAGUCAACAAGGACGGCGCGACCAAGACGCUCAUCCUGUCCACCCUUGCCGACGGCAGCGGCGGCGACGCUACCGCCGACGACCCCAACACGGUUCCACCCGUGUUCACGCGCACGCCCGUGACGGUGGUCACUGCUACAUGGGCUUCCGGGACUAUCCAAGACGACUCUGCGUUCAACUCGCAGAUGUCGGCAAACCAUGCCUCGCAAGUGAGCGUCUAUGGCGCGGCGACGACAGGCGUCGACAGCGGAGCCGCGGCCAACUCGGCCGCCAGGGGAAAGACCGGUUCGUCCUCUGGCGUCCUCCCCGUCCUCCUCGCCGCUGGCGGGAUCGCGCUCGGCGCCUUCCUCAUCUAG
Messenger RNA from Apiotrichum porosum, 465 nucleotides. RefSeq lists its product as uncharacterized. The coding region runs from base 1 to 465 and encodes 154 amino acids. NCBI's taxonomy places the organism in Eukaryota, Fungi, Basidiomycota, Tremellomycetes, Trichosporonales, Trichosporonaceae. The transcript has 4 exons. The record is from RefSeq and is a predicted model, not a curated record.